This is a messenger RNA of Populus trichocarpa (black cottonwood), 1551 nucleotides long. RefSeq lists its product as uncharacterized. Bases 106 to 1206 code for a protein of 366 amino acids. Lineage: Eukaryota; Viridiplantae; Streptophyta; Magnoliopsida; Malpighiales; Salicaceae. The transcript has 10 exons. The record is from RefSeq and is a predicted model, not a curated record. Gene Ontology annotation, cellular component: membrane.
UAUCUUUCCAAAAAGACAGUGACAUCACAUAUCACAUUACCUUAUUAAAAACCAAAAUAAAUUGAAGCAGCAGCAGCAGCAGCAGCGCCAGCGCCACAUCGUGUAAUGGCUGCGCCGGCGAAUAAUAACAACAACAAUAAUAGUCCGGCGGCGGCGGCGGCGGAGGAUACUGUGGAGGAAGAGGUAGCUCGAGUGGUGGAACAAGCGAAGGAGUUGCAAGAAACCGCAGCUUCUUUAAUUGCUAAAUCUUCACAUGAUGAACAAUCUCUUCGACAGAAAGCUCUCUCUCUCGAAUCUUCUGUUCGCCGUUGCCGUACACUCCUUAACCGCAACAAUCGCCUCGCUCCUAAAUUAGUUGCCAAGCUUGAAGAAGAUUUACAGAAAGCAAGAUGUAUUAUAACUGAUGGAGAUGCUUCCGCUUUUCUUCCUUCAAAGCCUCAAGGGCGUUUUCUAAAAAUGUUUUUGGGACCGAUUAAUGUGCGGGCGUCUCGAAAAGAUGUGCAGUGGAAGGUUAAAGAGGAGUAUAACAGCUACAGGGAUAGGACUGCGCUUUUGUUUCUUCUUUUCCCAUCGGUUUUACUGUGUUUAAGAUCUUGGGUUUGGAAUGGGUGCUUGCCUACGUUUCCGGUUCAAUUGUAUCAGGCCUGGCUAUUGUUUCUCUACACUGGAUUGGCUUUGAGAGAGAACAUAUUGAGAGCCAAUGGAAGUGAUAUUCGUCCAUGGUGGAUAUACCAUCACUAUUGUGCGAUGAUUAUGGCCCUUGUUAGUCUCACUUGGGACAUCAAAGGACAACCAAAUUGUGCUCAGAAGCAGAGAGGGGUUGAACUGUUCUUGCAAUGGGCUAUGAUGCAAGGAGUAGCAAUGCUUUUGCAAAAUAGAUAUCAACGCCAGAGACUCUAUACUCGUAUUGCGUUGGGAAAGGCUAAGCGAAUGGAUGUUGUAUGGGGAGAAACAGCUGGGGUGGAUGGGCAAUUGUGGCUGUUGUAUCCUAUUCUCUUCAUUCUGCAGGGUUUUGAGGCAUAUGUUGGACUACAGCUGCUGAGGACUGCAUUCAAAGGGGUCACCUCUGAAUGGCAGGUUAUUUUCUGCGGUAUCCUUCUGGUCUUCAUGGCGGUUGGGAACUUCUUAAACACAGUACAGACACUAAUGGCAAAGUCAAGGUUUAAGGCUAAAAUGAAAAGUAAGAGCAAGCAGGAAUUGGAUUGAGGCACUUGUAACCAUUAGGAUCACUCCUUCCAUUCUCUACAGAAUCUCAAUUUUGGAACGUUCUUUCAUCGGUGUUGAAGCUGAGGCAAUGGAAAUUUAUUCUCAAGGCUUUCAUUUCAUUAUUACCCUUUGCCAUUUAUGUGUUCAUAGCUCUCAUCCUAACCGUGUAGCCUGGCUAUGAAGUGAACUUGAUCACUCAUAGAGAUGGAUGCAAAUGGUCAACAAUAAUACCCCGAGUUAUUUGUCCUAUGUAUCCUGUAUUCUUUUAUUUGGCUGUAAUUUGAGGUGGAGAUCGGAGUUUCAGUCUCCCAUAAUGAAAGUGCAAGUGUGGCCCUUUAUCAGUUA